Molecule: messenger RNA, 893 nt
Organism: Parastagonospora nodorum SN15
Lineage: Eukaryota; Fungi; Ascomycota; Dothideomycetes; Pleosporales; Phaeosphaeriaceae
Exons: 3
Coding region: 63-731 (222 amino acids)
Source: RefSeq, a predicted model, not a curated record
CUACACAACAACCUUCAGCAACCUUCUAAGACUACCCAACUUCGAUACUCACCAAAAUCAAUAUGAAGACCACUGCUGUCGCCACCGUUGUCCUUGCGGCUCUCGGCCAGGUUGCCCAGGCCCACUACAUUUUCCAGGUGCUCACUGCGAAUGGAGCUAAGGGCUCUCUUUUCCAGAACAUCAGACCUGUUCCGAACAACAGCCCUGUCACAGUGCUUACCGACAAUGCCCUGCGAUGCAACGUUAACGGCGCGAGCGGAUCAUCCACCGGUGUCGUAUCCGUCGCUGCUGGCUCUUCGGUUUCCUUCACGGCAGACCAGGCUGUUUACCACCAAGGCCCAGUCGCCUUCUACAUGAGCAAAGUUUCCAGCGCCGCAUCAGCGGAUGGCUCCGGCGACUGGUUCAAGAUCAAGGAGAUUGGUCCCGACUUCUCCUCUGGACAAGCUAAGUGGGACUUGAGCUCCACCUACUCUGUCACAAUUCCUAGCCAGAUCCCUGCUGGAGAGUACCUUCUCCGCAUCGAGCAGCUCGGUAUCCACAACCCUGGAUCGCCACCUCAGUUCUAUCUGUCUUGCGCACAGCUCAAGGUCACUGGUGGAGGAUCUGGCUCCCCGAGCCCCGUCGUCAAGAUUCCGGGACACGUCAAAUCAACAGACAGCGGGUACACGGCAAACAUCUACAGCAACUUCAAGAGCUACGUUGUGCCGGGACCCAAGGUCGCGACAUACUAGGUAUAGAUCUAGUCUUGGCCCCGGAGCUUUCUCUUCUCAUCUCGAUGUUCUUGAGGACCAUCACUUCAGCGGCAGCUUUUAGACAUCACUUUUCGAGGCUUAUACUUCAACUGUAAAUAUCACUUCAAGGACAGCGCCCCCACGCACUUUUUGUGUCUUCAC